UCUCAGAGAUCGGCGGCGGCGGCGCUGCGGGAGCUCCGGCGGCCGCGAACCUAAUGGCUGCGAGCGGGCCGCGGUGAGCGCGGGCGGAGAGCGACGGGCGUGGGGCUGCGGAGAGCGAGAGCGAGCGCGGCCGGACCCUGGCCAGGCCCCGCCCGACCGGCCGAGCCCGCGAUGCGCCCCGGGGUCGCCCCCCGGCGCAGCUGACGCCGCGGCCCGCGGAGACCCCGGCCGGUCGGCCCCGGAGAGCGGCCACCCCGGCCCAGGCCGCGAUGGCGGGGAAGGCAGCCGCCCCGGGCACCGCGGUGCUGCUGGUCACGGCCAACGUGGGCUCGCUCUUCGACGACCCAGAAAACCUCCAGAAGAACUGGCUGCGGGAAUUUUAUCAGGUCGUCCACGCGCACAGGCCGCACUUCCUGGCCCUGCACUGCCAGGAGUUCGGAGGGAAGAACUAUGAAGCCUCCAUGUCGCACGUGGACAAGUUUGUCAGAGAACUGCUGUCCAGUGACGCGAUGACAGAGUACAGCAGGGCGCGGGUCUACCUGGAUGAGGACUACAAGUCCCAGGAGCACUUCACGGUGAGUGCUCUUCCCUCCGUGGAACCGGCACUAGGAAGCUUUUACUUUCUUCACGAAUCCUUAAAAAACAUCUCCCAGUUUGACUUUAAAGCCAAGAAGUAUAAAAAAGUCACUGGUAAGGAGAUCUACUCAGACACGCUGGAGAGCACGCCCAUGCUGGAAAAAGAGAAGUUCCCGCAGGACUACUUCCCCGAGUGCAAGUGGUCGAGGAAAGGCUUCAUCCGGACGAGGUGGUGCCUUGCGGACUGUGCCUUUGACCUGGUGAACAUCCAUCUUUUCCACGAUGCUUCCAACCUGGUUGCCUGGGAGACCAGCCCUUCUGUGUACUCGGGGAUCCGGCACAAGGCCCUGGGCUACGUGCUCGACAGAAUCAUUGACCAGCGAUUCGAGAAAGCGUCCUACUUUGUCUUUGGCGAUUUCAACUUCCGGCUGGAUUCCAAGUCCGUGGUGGAGACUCUCUGCACCAAGGCCACGAUGCAGACCGUCCGGGCCGCCGACACCAACGAAGUCGUGAAGCUGAUUUUCCGAGAGUCGGACAACGACCGGAAGGUGAUGCUCCAGCUGGAGAAGAAGCUCUUUGACUACUUCAACCAGGAGGUUUUCCGGGACGACAACGGCACCGCGCUCUUAGAAUUUGACAAGGAGCUGUCUGUCUUUAAGGACAGACUGUACGAACUGGACAUCUCGUUCCCUCCCAGCUACCCAUACAGUGAGGACUCCAGCCAGGGCAGGCAGUACAUGAACACCCGGUGCCCCGCCUGGUGUGACCGUGUCCUUAUGUCCCCGUCCGCCAAGGAGCUGAUUCUGAGGUCGGAGAGCGAGGAGAAGGUUGUCACCUACGACCACAUCGGGCCCAGUGUCUGCAUGGGAGACCACAAGCCCGUGUUCCUGGCCUUCCGCAUGGCGCCCGGGGCAGGGAAGCGAUGCCAGCGCCACGAGGGGACCCCCGGCGAGACCUCCCUGCAGCACGAGGAGCCACGUCCUCCGACAGCUGCAUCGACAGGCCCGCCUGCGCGCCACCGCUAGACGGCCGGCCCCACACGUCGCUUCCGCCCCGGACGGCGCUCCGGACAAGCCUCACAUACCUCACUGUCGUGUCUGUUCGUGUGACAUCAAGUAGAAACAUGGGGAUUUUUUUAAAUAAGUCACAGUCCUGUCGCCAAAACUCUAAUAGACAGCAAAGAGAUUCUGCAUUUUAGACUUCACGGUUUUCGAUUUUUAAUCAUUGUCAGCGUGGAGGAGCUUCUCUGGCGUAGAAACCCCACAGGGCUUGGAGUCCCCUCUGUGGCGGGGCGGCCGGGGCUCUGCCGGCCGGCGGCGUGGCCCUCGCUUUCACUUCUGGAGGCCCCUUCCCUGUUAGUCACUCUACUGCCAUGUUACAUGGUUUUUGAAUCACACUGCAGCUGCUUUCCAUUUUUAUAUAUAUAAAUAUAUAUAAAUAUAUACUUUUUAAAAAUAAUUUAUAAACUUACCAAAACUUACGCUAAAUAUACUUUCCAGUAUGAACGCUUGAGUGUCAUAUCAGCAGGGUAGAAUUGGCGUCUAGGAGUUUGGUUACGUGCACGUCAACACACAAAGCUAUAAAACAAGUACUACGACCCAGCAGAGCCGUCAGGGGUCAGACCGACCACAGCACAUCCAUACGAGCAGUUGGAGACUCCUAGGCCUUUUUCUGCCUAAUAUUAAGAACUGAAUGUGAAGUUUAUAGCUAGCUCGGGUGUACCUUUUAAGAAUUUUGUAAACCGUUUUGUCUGUCUUUUGUUACUGUUCUAUGGUGCCAAGUAUUCUACAUAAAACAAUAAUAUCAUGGGAGAAAUAAAAAUAGCUAGUCUGCUUCUGAUAGAAACUGCUUGUAACGUGGCCUGUAUAUAAAAAUAUUCAGAGAAACAAACUGUACACGUCCUUGGAUGCUGAACCUCUAACGACCUGUCGUAACCCUGCUGCACGUACUUGCUCCUGGCACCCGGCGGAGCAGUGAGAGGUGGUCCCAGGGCCCGUGGAUGAAACACAAACGAACGUUUUAUUGAUUUGCUUUAACACUACAGAACUCCUGGGCUGGGUGAAGGCGCUGGGUGGAAGCUUGUUUUGGAUAAAUCACAACCGUUGCAAGUGAGCUGGCGUCCACGUGCCGAAUCUGUGUCCUUGACAGUACCGUCAGGGUCUGUGUCAAGCUGUGGUCGCUCUGCUCUGGCCGGCCCACGGUGAUUCUGUGCAGCGGGGUUUCAGCUGUUGGUCACUCAGGAGGCCUUUGGAAAUGACCGCUCCGGUCCCUAAGCAAUAAAAUCGAUCGUGGUGAAAA
Messenger RNA from Balaenoptera musculus (blue whale), 2874 nucleotides. RefSeq names its product inositol polyphosphate-5-phosphatase A (gene INPP5A). The record is from RefSeq and is a predicted model, not a curated record. Gene Ontology annotation, molecular function: inositol-polyphosphate 5-phosphatase activity. NCBI's taxonomy places the organism in Eukaryota, Metazoa, Chordata, Mammalia, Artiodactyla, Balaenopteridae. The coding region runs from base 270 to 1601 and encodes 443 amino acids. The transcript has 16 exons. Gene Ontology annotation, biological process: phosphatidylinositol dephosphorylation.